This is a messenger RNA of Dermatophagoides farinae (American house dust mite), 2336 nucleotides long. RefSeq names its product Hepatocyte growth factor regulated tyrosine kinase substrate (gene Hrs). Gene Ontology annotation, biological process: endocytic recycling; receptor internalization. Gene Ontology annotation, molecular function: metal ion binding; phosphatidylinositol binding; ubiquitin binding. Gene Ontology annotation, cellular component: early endosome. The record is from RefSeq and is a predicted model, not a curated record. NCBI's taxonomy places the organism in Eukaryota, Metazoa, Arthropoda, Arachnida, Sarcoptiformes, Pyroglyphidae.
UUUCGAUUUUAUUAAUUCUGCUAAAUUUGUGAUUUUGAAUUUUUUUGUUUUCAUCAAAGAAAUCAUCAUCUUAUAAUGUUUAAAAGCUCAACUUAUCCGUUUGAUAAAACGCUUGAAAAAGCUACUAGUCUUACAAAUUUGGAACCUGAUUGGACCAGUAUAAUGCAAAUUUGUGAUGCAAUCCGUCAGAAUGAUGUCCAACCCAGAUAUGCAUUGUCAGCAAUCAAGAAAAAAUUGAAUGCAACCAAUCCAAAUGUGCAAUUGAUGGCUCUGAAAGUGUUGGAAUCAUGUGUUAAAAAUUGUGGACCCGUAUUGCAUUUCGAAUUGGCUACAAAAGAAUUUAUGGAAGAAUUACAUGCAAUGUUACGAAACACUGCUGAUGUUAAGGUUAAGAAUGAAAUUUUACGCAUCGUACAAGCAUGGGCACAUGCAUUUCGUAAAGAACCAUCAUUCAAAGCUGUCAGUGAUCAAAUGAGAUUGAUGAAAGCAGAAGGCUUUCAAUUUCCAACAUUGAAAGAAAGUGAUGCAAUGUUUUCCGCGGAUGUAGCACCGGAAUGGUCAGAUGGUGAAUGUUGUCAUCGUUGUCGUACACAAUUCUCCGUUAUGAAUCGUAAACAUCAUUGUCGUCAUUGUGGACAGGUAUUCUGUGCAAAAUGUUCGGCAAAAACAUCGACUAUUCCAAAAUUUGGUAUUGAAAAAGAGGUCCGUGUUUGUGAUCUUUGUUAUGAUAAAAUUAACAAAAAAAUCGAAAUAAAAACGAUGCCAAUCAAUGAUUCGGCUGAAAAUGUGGCUAAAGGAUCAACGAAUUCAUCGAAUCCAACAACACCAACCAAAACAAAAACUGAACAAGAAAUCCAGGAGGAAGAAGAGCUGCAACUUGCAUUGGCAUUAUCGAAAAGUGAAGCUGAAAGUCUUGAAUAUGAACGAAUGCGACAAUUUCGUAAAUCAAGCACUUCGUCUGGAAACAAUGGUCAAUCAAAUAAAUCUCACAAGAAAAGUUCAAAAUCAUCAAAAUUAAAAAGUAGUAAAAAAUCCUCUUCAUCGUCUUCAUUGGCAGCGAAAACUGAUCUGGAUAUUGAAAAUGAUGAUCCAGAAUUAUCUCGUUAUUUGAAUCGAGAAUAUUGGGAACAGCGAUCACAAAGUUUUGGUGAAUAUGAAUCAUCACCAUCGCCCAGUGCUCCACAAUCAUCAUUGAGUAAUUCUUCUUCAGCUGUCAAAGUGGAUAAUGAAUCAAAAUUGGCUUCUCAAAAUAAAUUUGGCCUACAGUAUGAUGCUGAAUUGGAAACUUUUAUGAAAAAUCUUCAAUCAACAAUUGAGAUUUUUGUCAAUCGGUUGCAAUCGAAUAAACUUCGUGGCCGCCCAAUUACAAAUGAUAGUGGUGUACAAGCAUUGUUUAUGAAUCUGACGGAUAUGCAUUCACAUUUGAUGAUGUAUAUGCAGCAGACAAGUGAAGACCGUUCUAAUUGUGAACGAUUACAGGAUAAAAUUCAACAGAUCCGUGAUGCACGUGCUGCAUUGGAUGCAUUACGAGAUGAACAUCGUGAACAAUUGAAACGUGCUGCAGCCGAAGCUGAACGUUUGCGUCAGCAACAAAUGGCACAAAAAUUGGAUAUAAUGCGUAAACAGAAACAACAAUAUCUGCAAUAUCAACGUGAAUUGGCCAUUCAACGAAUGCAAGAACACGAACGUGAAUUAAUGAUGAGAACAGAAUUGUUAAAAUUUGGCACAAAUCCGGCAUCGAUUGUACAAUCACAACAGCUACCACAACAACCACCAAUGCAAUGGAAUUCUGCAGCAUCAACAAUGGGUCAAUAUCAUCAACUUCCUGGAACUUAUUAUCAACAUCCAGAAAACCAUAGUGUAAAUUAUCAGCCUACAUCCAAUCCACAUGGCAUGGUGGCUACUCAACCACAACCGGCACCACCACCACAAAUGAUGCCUCAGCCUCCCACACAAUAUCCGCCUACAUCGACUGGUGGUCCAAAUUCUAUGAUACCACAACAGCAAUAUUAUUUGCCACAACCACAACAUCAACCAGCUGCUUAUAUGCCGCCACAGCCUGCUCAACAACCACAAUCUGUUGUACCAAACAAUGGAUAUCCGCCGGCAUCAUAUGGUGGUGGAAUGCAAGCACCACCACCACCACCACCACAAUCACAUCAUCCCGAACAGCAGCAACAGCAACAACAACAACCAGAACCAAUUAAAGAGCCAGUAAAAGAAGAAUUAUUAAUUAAUUUCGAUUAAAUUGGACAUGCAUACUCAUCAAUAAUUCGAACAGCACUUUUGUUUUUUAUUGAUUGAUUAACGAUAUAUAUAAUAAUAAUAAAAUAUUU